Hermetia illucens (black soldier fly) is the source of this 1422-nucleotide messenger RNA. RefSeq lists its product as uncharacterized. The transcript is spliced from 5 exons. The record is from RefSeq and is a predicted model, not a curated record. Bases 127 to 1383 code for a protein of 418 amino acids. NCBI's taxonomy places the organism in Eukaryota, Metazoa, Arthropoda, Insecta, Diptera, Stratiomyidae.
UUCAAGCAUUUAAAUCCAAGCUGUGGAAGUCAUUAAUCAAUAAAGUUAGUCCAGUCUUCAAAGUGCUUCCACACAGGACAUUUAAAACUGUAAAAAGUUCUUUAAGAAAAUUUCGCUAAAGAUAAAAUGACUGUAAACGGAGACGCUAGUAACGAUAGUAAGCAACCAAAGAAAGGCGACGAUGGAAUCAAGUUGGUAACUGAGGGUUUGUUUCAUGACAUCCUGGAGAAACAAUUUGGAAAAUGCAUCAUAAAAAAGUUUGCAGUAACGAACAGCACAGGAGGAGGUGAAAAUUAUGUGUGCGCAAUGUAUCGUGUUACCAUUGAAGUCCAAAAAGAAGAUGGAACCGAAACUUCAGUCAAAUACAUUGUUAAAAUGAUGCCUCUUGACGAUAUAAAUGCAGAAAUGAAAAAGACGAUAGGCAUUUUUGAAAAAGAAGUUGAAAUGUACCAAAAGAUUGUCCCCAAAUUAAAGGAGAUUUUCGAAGAAAAUGGUAUUAAGACCGCCUUCGCCCCAAAGUGCUGGAAGGUAGUACAUGAUCCUGAAAUGUUGAUUAUGGAAGACUUAGGAGUGCGGAAUUUUGCCAAUGAAAAUCGUCUUACCGGAAUGGAUAUGCAACACGCCAAAAUGGUUAUAUCGAAAUUGGCACAGUUCCAUGCCGCUUCGGUUUGUGUUUUAGAAAAAAAUGGUCCUUUCUCAAAUCGCAUAAUGUCCACAAUGUUCCAUGAGGUUCACACCCGAAAAUUGAUAUCCAUUUUUUGGGCAAAUAUUCUAAACAAUUUACGAUCAUGGAACACUUGUCAGAAGUAUGUAGAUCGAAUGGAAGAACUUAGGGAGAGGGCCGCUGACCUCCAGAAAGAUAUAUAUGAACCAAAACCAGAUGAAUUCAAUGUAAUUUUACAUGGAGAUCUAUGGGUCAACAAUAUAAUGUUUCAACAUGAUGAAAACAACCAACCGAAGGAUCUUUUGUUCGUCGAUCUUCAAAUGUCAAGAUAUGGCCAUCCAGUGAUGGAUUUAGUUUAUUUCAUUUUGUCAUCCACUGAAUAUUCAAUCAAAAUCAAGGAGUUUGACUAUUUCGUCAAGUAUUACCACCAAGAAUUAGUGAAAAAUUUGAAGCUGCUCAAAUAUUCAAAAGCUCCGCCCACCCUUGUAGAUCUGCAGAUUGCAAUUUUGAAAAAGGGUUUUCAUGCCAUUUUUACCACCUGCGGCGUCAUGCCCAUCGCACUGCUCGACCCCAAUGAGAACGCCAAUAUGGAAAAUUUCAUGAAAAAUGACGAGGCCGGAAAUAAAUUCAAGCAGGCUAUGUACUUGAAUCCAAGGUUUAUAAAGUCAUGCGAAUUGAUAUUUCCUUUUCUAAAAAAUAGAGGAGCUUUUGAUGUCUAGUAUUGAGAAGUAAAUAAUUCAAUUUGUAAAGAUUUUUUU